ACGUUACUUAUAACAAUCUAACGGCUGCGCUGGGCGGAAUCGGUUGUUUUAUUUCAUUUAAGUAAUAAGUCAUUUAGUAAAUAAGUGAUUAUAAUGGCAUCUAACAAAGAAAAUGAUAAGAGAUUCAUACUUAAAUCGAAAAUCCCAUUACCUGUGAAUCCAUUGCCGGGAAUAGAUUAUAAGAAGAUACUAAUAAAAAAAAAUUCGAAAAAUGAAAGGCGUCCAUUAAAAACUCUGCAAGCCCAGGCAUCAAAUGUACCAAACCAAAAUAUUAAGAGAGAAUAUGCUAACAAGCCAGUGCAAAAGAAAUAUACAUUGAGAAAAUCAAGAAGUUUAACACUCAUUUCAAGUCACGCCACAGUAGGCGUUAAACAAGAAAAAUUAGAUUGCGAUUAUAACGUUUUUAAAGAUGACCUAAACCAUAGUGAUAUUUAUAUACGCGCUGAUGACGUCGAUGAGGCAGCAAGUAUCAGCGACAACACAAUAUAUUAUAGUAAAAAAGACUUAAGAAAAUGUUUCGUAAAGACUAGUACGCCUGCCAUACCCAGUCUUUUUGGAUCUAGUCAGACAAAAAACAUUAAGAAAAGUCCAAAACUACCCCACAGCAGAGAAUUAUUAGGUAGUUUGCAAAGAUUAAACUUCAAAGAGCGUUCAUCUGAGUUUGGGAAAUCUUCUUAUCUUUCAAUAAGCACAUACAAAGAUUCUUUUCCACGAGAAUAUGAAAGUGAUAUAUUUACUUAUCUGAUUACUAAAGAAAAGAAGUGGCCUAAACACGUAACGACACCAAAUGCUACUAGAGCGUGUCUAUUGAAUUGGUUGUUAAAAAUCAAUGGUGCUGGUGGUAAUCCAGCAACAAUUCAAACAGCAAUUUGGUAUUUCGAUUCAGUAUUAGCACUUGCCCAAGUGUCUAGUAAUUACAUACAGGUAUAUGCAACUGCCUGUUUUUGGAUAGCCCAAAAAAUACAUGGCCCAGUAACAACUUCUCAUGAGUUGGUGAAAUGUUUGGAUCAUGCAGUUACCACCAAAUAUCUUCUUAAAGCUGAAAAAUUAAUUCUAAAACACUUGAAAAUGCCUUCUCAACCGGUGCUACCUCAAGAAUUUAUAACCUAUCUUUCAUUGUGGUGCAGUGGUAAUGAUCCUGACAUUGAAUUGGCGGCGACAUUCAUAUGUAUGUGUGGGAUGAUACUAGAUAUGGGGUUGUUAGAUGAAUACCCCUCUGUGAUUGGCGCUGCGGCAGUACGAAAUGCCGUAAUUUUGCUAAGGAAAAGAGAUCUAUUGAUUACACUGGAAACAUGUCCAGAGUUUGAAGAAAUAGAAAAGAAGUCAAAUUUUUACAACGUCUGCGCAAUUCAGAGGAAAGCUGUCCUUUUGCUGGCAUCAGAUAAUUACAAGGAACCAUUGGAAGUGUAUAACAACAGUUCACAAAACAUACCAUUAAAAAUACUAUUGGAAGUAGAAUACUUAUCCAUGGUUGAGAAAAGAACCAAAAAAAUAGACUUUAUCCCAAAAAGUAACAAAAUAUUUGAAUUGUGAUAUCAUAUUAGUUGUGUAAGUAUAUAUUUUUUAAUAAAGUUCAAUCUUAAAAGUUUGUCAAUUAAAUAAGUUACUUGUAUUUAUACCGUGCUUUUAAAAUGUCUCAGACGGUUAAAAAUCAAAGUUGUGUUGGGAUAGAUUUUUAUUUUUUAUUUUUUGUAAUUGUUGGGAUUGUUUGUUUGUUCUAUUUAAUAAAUUAAUUAAUUAUAA
Molecule: messenger RNA, 1743 nt
Organism: Colias croceus (clouded yellow)
Lineage: Eukaryota; Metazoa; Arthropoda; Insecta; Lepidoptera; Pieridae
Exons: 5
Coding region: 94-1533 (479 amino acids)
Biological process (GO): mitotic cell cycle phase transition; regulation of cyclin-dependent protein serine/threonine kinase activity
Cellular component (GO): cytoplasm; cyclin-dependent protein kinase holoenzyme complex; nucleus
Molecular function (GO): cyclin-dependent protein serine/threonine kinase regulator activity
Source: RefSeq, a predicted model, not a curated record